AUGCUUUAUCCUCUCCCUGCGGUCAAAAAUCAGACCGCACACUCACAGGUAGCCGACGACCACCCCACAUCGGCGACCACCCACCAGCAGUCUGUCGUAGGUAUAGUGGCUGUGGUCUGGGAUGGCCGAGUGAAGUCAUGUCCUCGAGGGGAGUGGGGGUGNAUUGGGCCAUGGAACAUAGGUACACUGACGGGUAAGUCUAUAGAGUUGGCAAAGAUCCUCCGGAAUAGGAUGGUCAAUAUAGCGUGUGCCCACGAAACUAGGUGGGUAGGGUCUAGGGCGAGGGAUGCAGACGGGUAUAAGCUUUGGUACUCCGGAGUCCGGAAGGGUAAGAAUGGAGUAGGUAUCUUGGUGGAUGAGGAACUUAGAGAGUCGGUGGUUGAGGUUAGACGGGUGAAUGAUAGAUUGAUGAAUAUUAAGUUGGUGGUUGGAGAGUUCACCCUAAAAAUCGAUAGCGCCUACACCCCGUAUGCGGGCCUGGAUAAGGAGGUUAAACGGCGAUUCUGGGAGGGGUUAGAUGAGAUUGUGAGUCAAGUACCGCCUACUGAGAGGCUAUUUAUAGGAGGGGAUUUCAAUAGUCAUAUUGGGUCGACCGCAAGCGGCUAUGGCAAGGUGCAUGGAGGCUUCAGUUUUGGGUAG
Messenger RNA from Nicotiana tabacum (common tobacco), 639 nucleotides. NCBI's taxonomy places the organism in Eukaryota, Viridiplantae, Streptophyta, Magnoliopsida, Solanales, Solanaceae. The record is from RefSeq and is a predicted model, not a curated record.